Molecule: messenger RNA, 1015 nt
Organism: Aplosporella prunicola CBS 121167
Lineage: Eukaryota; Fungi; Ascomycota; Dothideomycetes; Botryosphaeriales; Aplosporellaceae
Exons: 1
Coding region: 96-620 (174 amino acids)
Source: RefSeq, a predicted model, not a curated record
ACGCGGAGGAUGGGCGUUUGUGGUUCUGGUUUACGGGUUAGUACUCCUCCCUGCUUCAUGUCCACUUUCCCCUUCCUUCAUCCUUCUCUCUUUCCAUGCUAACGCGACCGCCACACCCACACAGGCAAUCAAUCAAUCGCCCAGGACGGACGGACGGGAACAUGCAAGCCAUGGCAAGGCAAGGCGAGGCGUCAAGGACAACAUGGGCGUCUGGGUUGCACUGGUGUAGGUGUAGUGGCGUUCUUUCUUUUUCGUUUGCGCUCUUUUGCUAUAUCUCCCCUCUCUUUCUGUACCUCUCUGCCCCCUCCUUUCUCCCCUCCUUCUCCCUCCCGUCUCCAUCUCUCUCCGCUAUAUCUCUCUCUGUUGUUUGUCUUUUUGUUUGGGUACUGGUUCUGGCUUUGGUGGGGUUGAGGCUUUCAUUGCAAAGGCAUCCAUCUAUUGGGCAUCAUCGUUGGCGCCGCAGGGUUGCUUUACCUCCUUGGCUAGGGUCUGGUCUGGCUUGCUGGUUGGCUGGUUGGCUUAGAUGCUGUAGAGUGAUCUCGACUGCUUUAUUUAGUGCUCUUGAGUCUGAAAAGUACAUGAUCACGUGCAGAGCUCUAGACAUUUCCACAGGAAGCUAGCGCGCGCGCUCGGCAGCUACUUCCCUCUUCAAUCGACACGCUACGUCUCACAACACACACCCAACAAUGAUUUGUAUUCCGCAGGAGACCUAUAAUGGAACCUCGCCUGGAAAAUGCGCCGCCAUCGUCCAGUGGGAACGCAGAGCGUCAUCCUAGCGCGUCGCCGCCGGCCAAACCUGCGCAUGGCGCUAGCUGCCUACUGUACCCUACCAUCACCAGAGCUACCGCCAGGGCUAUCGCCUGCGCUGGGACCUACCCUAGCAGGUACCACGGCGCGCUGCCUGCCUGCGUCACGUAGGCAUGCCAUCAUGGGCCUUUUACGCCUAGAGUAGUUGUGACCGUCUCGUCGUGUCUACUUGGCCUGACGCGCGUCGUAUGUUUUUGCGCUGCUGCUG